AUGGUGUUGCCUAAAAUUGGGACAAUGAAGAUUCCGGUGGAGGUGGGAGAACUGAGGAAGGAGCUGGUUAAGGUUCAACAGAGGUUUCAGAUAAGUCUGCCUCAAGAAGGCUACUCCUUUAUAUACAAACAGAAUGUGAUGGAGGAUGACCGGUCAUUCCGGUGGCACCACGUUGAUAACGGUGAUACAAUUGAGAUUUUCAAUCGAAGUGUUUCUGGCGGAUCUUAA
Molecule: messenger RNA, 228 nt
Organism: Eruca vesicaria subsp. sativa (arugula)
Lineage: Eukaryota; Viridiplantae; Streptophyta; Magnoliopsida; Brassicales; Brassicaceae
Source: the annotation of a GenBank genome assembly